Messenger RNA from Oppia nitens, 1128 nucleotides. RefSeq names its product bone morphogenetic protein 5-like. NCBI's taxonomy places the organism in Eukaryota, Metazoa, Arthropoda, Arachnida, Sarcoptiformes, Oppiidae. Gene Ontology annotation, molecular function: growth factor activity; cytokine activity. The record is from RefSeq and is a predicted model, not a curated record. The transcript is spliced from 7 exons. The coding region runs from base 1 to 1089 and encodes 362 amino acids. Gene Ontology annotation, biological process: SMAD protein signal transduction. Gene Ontology annotation, cellular component: extracellular region.
AUGAGAUACCUAUCGGACAGACCUGAAGUUGAAUUGAAUUUUUAUUUCAAUAUUUCCCGAAAACUUAUACCAAUUGAUGAGGACAUCAUUGAAGCCGAGUUUCAUAUCUAUAAACUCAAGUCGUCUAAGACUAAGACUAAGUAUACCAUUAAUGGACRARAAGAAGAAGAAGAUCCCAAACAUAACCUUUUAGAGGUUAAAGUUUAUCAGUUAUUAUCAAAAACUGUAUCAAAUACUAGUCAAAGACGAUUGCUUGAUAYYAGACGUAUGACAACACAGUCCAUGGGUUGGGAUGUGUUUUAUGUUAAACAAGCGGUCGAGGACUGGAUCCGUGAGCCGACUAAUAAUUAUGGUCUUCAAAUAACUGUUAAAUCAUUGUUGGAUGAARACAUGGAUAAUGGUAUCAAAUUUGCUUAUAGAUAUCGUAAUCAUAUAAAYAGACAGCCAAUGAUUGUCUUAUUUGAGGCAAAAUAUUUCCUAAAUGUUAGUCUAUUGUGCAAACAACACGACUACGGAUUCAGUCAAUUGGAUGACAAAAAUAUUAGACGAAGAAAAAGAAGUAGUAGUAGUAGUAGUGAUGACAUGAAUUCAGAUGAAAGUAAAUUAAAUGAAGACAACAAUGAAGAAGAAGAAGACGAAGAUAUAGUAGAAGAAGAUGUAGAAGAGUUUGAGAUGUCAUCGUCUAAUGAAAUCAAUAAAUCAUUGGCUCAGUCGUCGUYGUCGUCRUCACCACAGAGUAGGCCAGUGCUGACUAUUGAUAAUAAGUCGACAACUAAUGAUGACAACAAUCCUACGCCAAAAGUCUGUUUUCGUAGACAAAUAUAUAUCGAUUUCGAAAGYAUCGGUUGGUCUGCAAUGAUAUUACCCAAAGGACUGACAACCUAUCUGUGCGAUGGUAUAUGUCUGACAACAMCAACWACUAAACAAACGGACAGUAGGUUUGCUGCYAMUAAUAGAUUGAUCGAAAAUGUUUGCUGUAUUGCCAAUGAUUUAAAUACAUUGACUGUCAUGUAUUUUGAUGAUCGGGGAAACGUUAUACUCAAACGGGUCGAUAAUAUGCUGGCCAAUGGUUGCGGAUGUCAUCMWUAAGUCGCGGAURAUAUUAAUUGCGUGUGUUUUUUAAAAAAA